UCGAAUGCAAGAGAGGGACGAAAGAAGGAGCUGCAGAAGGAAAAUGGCUGACAGAUUCUCUCGCUUCAACGAGGAUCGUGAUUUCCAGGGCGGAAAUCACUUUGAUCAGUAUGAAGAAGGCCAGCUGGAGCUGGAACAGGCCUCCCUGGACAAGCCCAUAGAAUCGCAAAUUGGCCCCAAUUAGCUAAGCAGCUAUGACCCGCCCAGUUUUUAAAGCCAGGAUAACAUCGGGCACCGGCUCCUACAGAAACAUGGCUGGAAGCUUGGACAGGGGCUGGGCAAAACCAUGCAGGGCCGGACCGACCCCGUGCCCAUCAUCCUCAAAUACGACGUCAUGGGAAUGGGACGCAUGGAGAUGGAGCUGGACUAUGCGGAGGACGCCACAGAGAAGCGCAGAGCGCUGGAGGUCGAGAAGGAGGACACGGAAGAGCUGCGGCAGAAGUACAAGGAUUACGCUGAGAAAGAGAAAGCCAUCGCCAAAGCUCUGGAGGACCUAAGGGCCAACUUUUACUGCGAGCUAUGUGACAAGCAGUACCAAAAACACCAGGAGUUUGACAACCACAUCAACUCUUAUGACCACGCUCACAAGCAGAGGCUGAAGGAGCUGAAGCAGCGGGAGUUUGCGCGGAACGUGUCGUCGCGCUCCCGCAGGGAUGAGAGGAAGCAGGAGAAGCUGCUGCGGCGGCUGCACGAGCUCGCAGAGCAGAGGAAGCAGCAGGACUGCACCCCUGGUAGCGGCCCCAUGUUUAAGCCUACCACUGUGGCAGUCGACGGGGAGAACAAUGAGGAGGGUGCCCCCAACACUGAGGGAGUGCCCAUGCCUGACUAUGCAGGCGAAGGAUCUCCUGGGGAAGACGCCCUCUCCAACGUGCCGUCACCAAAGCAACCGUCCGCAAUCAGCUUCACUGUGAACAGGAACAGCUCGUCGCCCUCCCCCGCCAUUGCGUUAAUGCCAAAGGUCAGCGUGUCAUUCUCCUUAGCUAAGAAGACCCCUGUCAAACUGGAGACAGCAGCCGCCGUGUUUGCCGACCAUGGGGAAGAGGCCCUGGCAGAGGAAGGCCAGGAGGAGGAGGCUUCAGGGACUCCCAGGGCUGCCAGUACAGAGAGCCCUGGGGCGGAGGAGACGCAGCACCCCGAUGAGGGCAGUUCCCUGGCGUCCACCCUGUCCAAGCUGAAAAUGAUGAUGAAGAAGGACGAGGGCACCCCUGGGAAGGAGCCUCAAUACUACCAUUACAUGCCCCCAGCCCACUGCCGGGUCAAGCCCAAAUUCCAGUUCCUGGUUUUCAUGAAGGCAUCUGAUCAGAGCAGCGGCCACGAGGGGGAGGAGGAGCCUGUGGCAACUACAGCAGACCCUGCAAGCAAACAAGCGGCGGCUGGAGAGACCAAGACAGACAAGGAGUCGAACAAGACUGAGAAAGCACAGGCAGUAGAGCCUGCCCCGUCCACAGUUGAAGUGAAGGUGGAGCAAGCAGCUGAAGGGUCCCCAGCUGCCACCACCCCACCAGCAAAUACGUCUGAAGGCUGCAGCCAGGGCACAGGAGAAACGCACCCAGGCCCCCGUCUCCCCACCACCCCCUUCUUUCCUGUACUAAGUAAAGACGAAAGCACUACCUUGCAGUGGCCCUCAGAGCUGCUAGAGUUCACCCGUGCUCUGCCUUCACUCUCCUACAGCUGCAACCCGCUUUACUUUGACUUCAAGCUCUCCCGCAACAAAGGGGCCCGUCCAGGGAACCACCCCCGCACUGCGGACACAAAUGCCAAGCUGACUAAGACUGACGGGGAGGGCGCAGAUGGGGUCAAACAGGAGCACAUCCAAGGGACCGGUGCGACAGAGACCCCGGGCCCCAGCGCAGACGGGAAAGAGAGCUCCUCUACGGAGGCGGGGGGCGCAGAGGGAGGGAACGGUGACUCGAAACUGCAGAACAGCAGUAGCAAGAAGAAGAAAAAGAAGAAGAAGAAGAAACACAAGAAGUCCAGCAAGCGUUCAAAGCGGAAGGAGAAGGAGAAGGGGGCGGCAGAGGGAGAGAUGGAGACGAAGGUCCCUGGUGAGAAAGCGAAGAAGAAGAAAAAGCACAAGCGGAAGAAAAGCAAGAGCCGAGAAUCAGAGGGGAAGGGUGAGGAGAAGAGAAGGGAGAGGGAGGAAGAUGCGGCGUCACAAGCAGCGGGGGCCUUGGAAGGGUCAGAUUCGGGGAAAAGGAAACGACUCCUGAAGGACGAACCCCAGAAGCCGGGGUCCGAAGAGGGGGAAGGAAGCAGAGGCCCCGAGAAACCUGGCCCCUCAGAGGGGCACAGCAGCACCAAGAGGCAUAAACCCAACCCCGGCGGUGCCGUCCAGCCCGGCAGCAUCGCCUGCGCCCCCGCGUCCUCGGCGCAGAAGCACAGCAGGCAGGCCAGCAGCGAGAGCGAGGACGGGGGCUCCUCGUCCCAGCGCUCCCACCGCAACUCCACACCGCGGCAGCAGCGCCGGCGCUACAGCGAGGACUCGGAGCGCUCCCGCAGCCGCUCGUCCCGCCGCCGGGGGCGCGGGCGCUCCUCCCGCAGCCGCUCCUACUCCAGCAGCUCGGAGCGCUCCUCCGGUGGCAGCAGCCGCUACAGCCGGCACAGCCGCAGCUACUCCGACAGCUACAGCGACUACAGCGACGGCGGCCGCCGCCGCUCCAAGCGCUCGUCUGGCUCCGAGUACGGGCGGCGCGGCCGGCGCCGUGGGUCCCGCCGCCGCCGCUACUCCUCGUCAUCCUCGGAGGCGGAGUCCAGCCGCUCACGCAGCCGCGGCCGCCGGCGCAGGCGCUCGCGGCACCGCCGCAGCAGCUCCCGCAGCUCCUCCAGCUCUGGCACGCCGCGCUCCUGGAGGCGCAGCAGCUACAGCCGCAGCCGCAGCUCGGCCAGCCGCUCCUCCAGCUCUGCCAAGGGCUCCUCCUCCGCCCGCCGCCGCGACUUCAGCCACUCCCGCGUCUACCGCUCGCAGUCGCCCCGCUCCUCCUCCCGCGGGCCCACCCGGAAGGAGCAGUUGCGCAACAGCAACUCCUCCUCCUCGCAGCACAGGGCCGGCCCGGCCAUGGGGGAGCGCAACUCCCUUACCGCCAGGCAGCUGCUAGAGAAGGUCCAGUCCCGCAAGGGCUCGGAGGACACCGCAGCGGGAGCCAAGCCGGGCAUCAAGCUCAAGGACCCUCCGCAGGGGUACUUUGGCCCAAAGCUGCCCCCCACCUUGGGGAACAAAGCCAUGUUGCCCCUCUUUGGGAAGCACCCGAUGGGUAAGAAGUCCCCCCUGCUAUCCCUGCGGAGGCCAGAGGAGGCGGAGAAGGAGGCCGCCGGCCAGAGUGCGGAGGCGGGAGGUGAGGUGAUCCUCGUGGAGCCCAUCCGGGAGUUCCCGCCGCCACCGCCGCCCCCUCCUCAGCCCGCCCAGCAGACUGAAGAGGCCACACAGAAGGUGGAGGUCCAGGAUGUGGCGCAGCUCCCCGCCCCUGAUGCGCAGGCCUUGCCGGAGGCCCAGCUGUUUGAGCGGGAUCCUGCUAUGCUGAUGCAGCCAUACCCAGCCGAGCCUGGGCAGGAGGCACCAAACCCUGUGCUAGAGUCCCUCCUGCCGGACAUGCAGCAUCACGUACCUCCACAACACCCAAUGCACACAUACCCGGGGUACUCUCAUCCCGGGCUGGAGGAAGAGGACAUGGGCAUGGAGGAGGAGGACGACUCUUCGCUGGCUCCCCUGGAGAGCCAGCCCAUCACCUUCACCCCCGAGGAGAUGGAGAAGUACAGCAAGCUGCAGCAGGCCGCCCAGCAGCACAUCCAGCAGCAGCUCCUGGCCAAACAGGUUAAGACUUUCCCCUCGGCAGCCGCCGCAGCAGCGGCCCACGUGGCCACCCUGACGCCGGCGCCGCCGCCUCCCGCCCUGCAGCAGAUCCACAUCCAGCAGCCGGCCGCCUCCCCCUCCGCCACCUCCAUCACCACCGUGCAGCACGCCAUCCUGCAGCACCACGCCGCCACUGCCGCCGCCGUCGGCAUCCACCCCCACGCCCAGCACCCGCACCCACACCAGCUGGCCCAGGUGCACCACAUCCCCCAGCACCACCUCACCCCCAUCUCCCUGUCCCCGCUGGGCCACUCGCUGGGCCACACGCUGGGCCACUCGCUCAUCCCCGCCCACCACACCGCCUUCCUGUCGGGCCAGCCCAUCCACAUCAUCCCCGCCUCUGCUCUCCAUCACACCCCGCUGGCCCUGCACCAUGUCCCGCACACUGCCCUCUACCCCACGCUCUUCGCGCCCCGCCCCAACGCUGCUGCCGCCGCCGCCGCCGCCCUGCACUUACACCCUCUGCUACACCCCAUUUUCUCAGGACAGGACCUCCAGCACCCCCCCAACCAUGGCUCCUGAGGCCGACCUGCGCGUUGGGUUGUCCCGGGGAGUGUGUGCAGCCUCCUACAGUAUGAGCCACACCUGCCCCUGUCUCCUCACACUCUGACAACUGCCAAGCAGAGCAACGGGGGCAGCUUUCCAGCCAAAAGGCAGUGAAACGGACACACCUGGUACUCCGCAAGUGCAGGGCUUGAAAAGUGUAGAAAGUUCUCUUAUUACAGAGCACUACGUAAGCAGGAUGGUACAGUAGUGGGUGAAUUGCAUGGGGUCAGUCACCAUGGUUUGAACGUUAUCUGGAAUGGGCAGCUCACCGCAGGGACUUGAUGUCCCAUCACAAAAAUAACCCAAGUAUGAGCUCCUCCCCCCGAUCACAGUCUCCUCCAGAUUCUGGGCGGGGCCUAAAAACUGGGAGUCUCUGAUGUGGUUGCGGCAUCACACUGAAGAAAACAGGAUGCGCUUUGCAGUGUGUCGCAUGGCAAGCCAGCAAAACCCUGGGCGUGUUUCACUAAACCUGUUGUUAAUAUUGUAAAUUGGUUUGUUUGUUUUUACAGCCAAAGAGACACAAUGGCUGAAGCCAUAAAUUGGGUCUGCUAUGUGUUGAUGCAGGAGUGUAUUCUUUGCAGACUAGGAGUGGCUGUGACUCUGAAAGUAACCAGAAAUCAACCUCUGUAUUGAAGUGUGUGGAAAUAUUUGCGUACCGUAAAUAUUCUACCUGUUACUGACAUCUGCUUUAUCAUUUGUGCAUCUUGCUUUGGUCUUUCUCUUAUUAUACAGCCUGGUCAGUUUCCCUAGGUCCAUUGUGUGAUUUAAAUAUUGUGUAUGUUAGGGGUUGAGUUCCAAAUUUAAAUUUAAUUGGUUACACAAAUCAGCAAGCUACAAAGCUAUCCCAGGGUAUGUACAAACUCUUAAAUAAGCGUGCUUUACAAUGUUGCACACCCUGUAAAUGUUGAGGCUGACAACAAGGGCUCUUUCUGUGCAUAAUUCCAAAAGCACAACAUUGUCAUUGGCGUUACUUUGAGACAGCUCUGCAAUAUCAAACCUGUCCUUCCUUGCCCCUCCUUACACAAAAAUUAUCAAGUCUUUGUCUAGUGUACUUAAAUGCAGACACAGUGUGAUCAAAGGUCAUUGCUCCUGGUCAUUGUGGAACAUUGUGAGAAAUUGCACUGAAAUCUUUACAUUGAGAUGCUGCUUUUGUAGCAUAUAACACUUAUGAUUGUAAUAUACUGCAAUAAUUUUAUUUUUAUUUUCCAGACCACUAUUUGAAAGGAGGUCACAUCUGUUCUCCACUGUAAUUUAGCUCUUGUAAAUAUGGUUAUUGUAGUUAAACUGGCCUAUAAGGUUUAUGGGUUUGUAGGUCCUGUUAAUAUGAAACCAGAACUACAAAAGCAGUGAGAUUAAGGCAAAACACUGAACACAAGCAAAUAUACUAAGCAUGUAUAUUUUAUCAAAACUGGUGUAAUUUUUAGAUUUUCCUGUAUUGUAUAAAAGGAACUUUUUGCAUAUAUGUAUCCUGUAAACAAUGACAAUGGUGUUUUUUUUAUUUAACUAGGUGCAUUGGCAAAUAAAGUGUGCUGAGAUCUGUA
Messenger RNA from Megalops cyprinoides (Indo-Pacific tarpon), 5934 nucleotides. RefSeq names its product G patch domain containing 8 (gene gpatch8). Gene Ontology annotation, molecular function: nucleic acid binding. The record is from RefSeq and is a predicted model, not a curated record. NCBI's taxonomy places the organism in Eukaryota, Metazoa, Chordata, Actinopteri, Elopiformes, Megalopidae. The coding region runs from base 287 to 4369 and encodes 1360 amino acids. Gene Ontology annotation, cellular component: nucleus. The transcript is spliced from 10 exons.